Messenger RNA from Lachancea thermotolerans CBS 6340, 432 nucleotides. It is a transcript of the gene EXP1, whose product is annotated as Exp1p. The transcript has a single exon. Bases 1 to 432 code for a protein of 143 amino acids. NCBI's taxonomy places the organism in Eukaryota, Fungi, Ascomycota, Saccharomycetes, Saccharomycetales, Saccharomycetaceae. The record is from RefSeq and is a predicted model, not a curated record.
AUGGACUUCUACGCGUUUCUUGUGUUGUUUGUGAUCAUUGUCGCGUUUGUUCUGCUUCUUCCGCUGUUGUCUGGAACUUUCGCAUACAAGUUCCGGAAGCCCGCGGCAAGAGCGGGAAAGACUGAUCACGAACAUCUAUCGAGAACCCAGAAGCUUAAGGAAAAGCUAGAGUUCUCCAAGGACGAGAAUCCAAUCAAAUUUCAGUUGCGUGACAAUGCGAGCACUUCGAGCCGAAACAAGCCAUUCGAGGUCGAUAGUAAAACCGGACUAAAAAAGCGCACCAUCGGCAAAUACAGUGCCGACCCUAACGAGUUUGAUUACGACCUAACCGAGCUGAUCGAGGAGGACGUUCUCGAAGAAAAAAAGGAGAACGAGCUAAGGUAUCAGCAAUUCGCUGGCAGAGAGCAAGAAGAGAGCGAAGCGCUUGUGUGA